Parasteatoda tepidariorum (common house spider) is the source of this 1402-nucleotide messenger RNA. The record is from RefSeq and is a predicted model, not a curated record. Lineage: Eukaryota; Metazoa; Arthropoda; Arachnida; Araneae; Theridiidae.
CAAAGUUGUAUUCGAGAGAAAAUUUUAUCUUCAUACGCGGUCAUGCUACUGACUAAUGCACUUUUUCUGGCUGCAUUGCAGCUCGUAAUAGGAAACUACACACCUGAUUGGAUCUCUUUGGAUUCCAGGCCAUUGCCAGAUUGGUAUGACGAAGUUAAGAUCGGCGUUUUUAUUCACUGGGGUGUGUUUUCUGUCCCAGGAUUCGGAUCAGAAUGGUUUUGGUCUGAUUGGGAAGGAAAAGAGCCAAGUUUUGUAGAAUUUAUGAACAAAAAUUAUAAACCAGGUUUUACAUACCCAGAAUUUGCAUCAGAUUUUACCGCUGAGUUUUACAACCCAGAACAAUGGGCAGACAUUAUAAAAGCCAGUGGUGCAAAGUAUGUUGUGCUGACUAGCAAACAUCACGAAGGUUACACACUAUGGCCAUCCAAAGUAUCUUGGAAUUGGAAUGCUAUGGAUGUAGGACCUAAAAGAGAUCUUUUAGGUAAGUUAAAACACUUUUUGAAAUUCUUUCAGACUAAAUCCCUCCCUGAGCUCUUUGAGCUAGUGAAUAAUUAUAAACCAGAAGUCAUUUGGUCAGAUGGUGACUGGGAAGCGCCGGACACUUAUUGGAAAGCAAAAGAAUUUUUAGCUUGGUUAUAUAACGAAAGUCCAGUUAAGGAUGUAGUAGCAGUUAAUGAUCGUUGGGGUAUGAAUAUUCCAUGCCACCAUGGAGGUUACUACACAUGUACUGAUAAAUACAAUCCAAAAAAAUUGCAACCUCGUAAAUGGGAGAAUGCCAUGACUUUAGAUAAAGGAUCCUGGGGAUACAGAAGGAAUUUACAAUUAUCAGAUUACCUUACAACCGAUGAGCUUAUUACAACUCUUGCUGAGACUGUCAGCUGCGGUGGUAAUCUUCUCCUAAAUAUUGGACCAUCACCAGAUGGUCGUAUUAUUCCAAUCUUCGAAGAAAGACUCCGUGAUCUUGGAUCGUGGUUGGAUAUCAAUGGUGAAGCUAUUUAUGAAUCUAAACCAUGGAAAUUACAAAAUGAUACAGUCACUCCUGAUGUAUGGUACACUUCUAAAGGUGAUAUUGUGUAUGCAGUUGUUCUCAACUGGCCGAAGACUGAUACAAUUACUCUCUCUAAUGUUCUGGCUGUUACCCCAGGAACAAAGAUUACGAUGCUAGGCUAUCCAAAUGAUCUUGAUUUCAGUCAAUCUGCUAAGGGUGUUAUGAUUUCUUUCCCUGCUUUAACGCCAAACACUAAUGUUAGCCAAUGGGCUUGGGUGUUGAAAUUUGAAUUUGACAGAUAAAUAAAGUUUUUUCUACUCGUUGUAUCGUCCAAUUUGAUCGAAUUUUGCUUUGUGUAUUAAAUGUAUUUAUAAAAAUCUAUUUUUAAUAAAUGGACACUUUUUGUAUUUGGUA